Fusarium mangiferae is the source of this 858-nucleotide messenger RNA. RefSeq lists its product as uncharacterized. Bases 1 to 858 code for a protein of 285 amino acids. The transcript is spliced from 2 exons. The record is from RefSeq and is a predicted model, not a curated record. NCBI's taxonomy places the organism in Eukaryota, Fungi, Ascomycota, Sordariomycetes, Hypocreales, Nectriaceae.
AUGCGUGUUUUAUCUUUUGCCCUGGCCCUUUUUGCGGCUGAUAUGGUCGUUGAAGCUGGAGUUUGCAAGCCAGCUCGUACAACUACGGCCGCAACUUCAAUUGCUGAAUCAACUACCGCCACCUCUGAGACUUCUGUCCUUGAGUCGUUGACCUCUGCAACUGAGACCUUGAGCACCGACUCAAGUGAGACCUUGACGGCUUCUACAACCGAGGCUGAAACUACUUCGACUGAAGCUGUUCCCACUACCACGACCGAGGUUACUGUCACUACUGAGGCUUCUACCACCGAGGCUGCUUCGACCACCACGGAUGAGGUUCCUACUACAACCGCCGAGGCUACUACAACUACUGAGGCUGCUACCACCACCGAGGAAGCUUCCACUACAACCACCGCCGGCCCAUCUUACACACCCGGCUCUAUUGUCGGCACCGGACCCGCCGCUGACCUCACCCUCCACGGUACCGACACACGAUUCGUCGCCCUAUCCUUCACACCAUCCGACUCAACCCAGACCCUGAUCUUCACCCUCGCAGCCAACGGCCAACUCGCGACAGGCACCAACAACAACUACCUUUGCUUGAACUACAAGCCUUCGGGUGUUCUUGGGCCGCUUGUCCUGUGCCCCUUUGAUAACUUUCAGAACGCUCCCUUGAAAUGCACACGUGCUGCCAGCGGCACCCUUUCUUGCACUGCGCCGAAUGGAUCAUGCACCUCCACUGGAAGUUGCGCGCGACCUAACAGUGGAAUCCCGUUCUCUCAAUUCUAUGUGGAUGGUUCUCAGAACGGCUAUUUUGGUGAUGCUAGUGGGGACUUUGGAUCGGGUUAUACUGCCAUUGACGUGAUCCUGGCAGAGUAA